AUGGCGCUGUACGGAACUUAUGAUGCUUUGAUGUGCAGGGCGUUUCCCACCACCCUGCGAGGGUCGACCCGCAUGUGGUACAACGGCCUGAAGACCGGCACGAUCACCUCCUUUGACCAGCUCGUCAAAGACUUCGAACUUAACUUCUUGGCCUACGCCCGAUCGAAACCUUCCGUGUUCUUCUGGUCCCUCGUGGAGCAACCCCCCGCCGCUGUGCCUGAGAUACUUCAACGGGCGAACCAGUUCAUCGCGGCCGAGGCUUGGAUGGCUGGGAGGCGGGAAGAGCAUAAGAGGGUCAGGCCGGAGCCAGCUCGGGGACAACAGUCCGCCACGCCGAGGCGAAGACUGGACCGACCUGACCCGCCGGCGUUGAGAACCUCGUUGCCCUCCUUGGGCACGUCCCGAACAGAGAUAUUUCUCCAGAUAAAGGAGAAGGGGUUGCUCAAAAACCCCAGCCUGAUGAGGAAUCCGCGGGAGCUCGCAGACCGAUCGAAGUACUGUCGCUUCCACCGGCAGACUGGGCAUGACACCGAGGAGUGUCGUGAACUAAAGAGGCAGAUCGAAGAGCUCAUUCGUAGAGGGCACCUCAACCGGUAUCUUCGGUAG
This is a messenger RNA of Musa acuminata AAA Group (dessert banana), 606 nucleotides long. RefSeq lists its product as uncharacterized. NCBI's taxonomy places the organism in Eukaryota, Viridiplantae, Streptophyta, Magnoliopsida, Zingiberales, Musaceae. Bases 1 to 606 code for a protein of 201 amino acids. The transcript is spliced from 2 exons. The record is from RefSeq and is a predicted model, not a curated record.